Styela clava is the source of this 2551-nucleotide messenger RNA. NCBI's taxonomy places the organism in Eukaryota, Metazoa, Chordata, Ascidiacea, Stolidobranchia, Styelidae. The record is from RefSeq and is a predicted model, not a curated record.
AAGAUGGUGGGCAAGGGUUUAGAACACAAGAUUGCCACAGCUGGGUCAAUCGCUGCAAGGUCACGGCGCCCCGAAAUAGUAACAGAAAUGCCAAUAUACCUCUCUAGAAACGAGGUGAAAAUUUGCAUGGAAGUUUGUAUCGUCUUGCAAAGUUGUUGUUAUUCUCUUCAGGGUGGUUGUUGUCGCUGUUGCGAAAAAUCGCUUCUUUUUGCAACUGCUGGGCCAAGCGAUUUCGAAAUAAAUAUUAGCGUUGAUUUUGUCGUUUUAUUUGACCUUUGACAUUCGUGUUCACUUAUUUGAACAUUGCUCUGCUGUUUUUAUUAUUAUCAUAAACUGAAAAAAAAAGCAUUCGAGCUUUCCACGAAAGGCAAAAUAGAGGCGGUCGUCAAUGAGAACGCCGAUAUUUCAUGAUUAUAUAAAAGAAAAACAGAAAUAUCAAAUUGUAUUAAAUUUCGGUUGGUAAUGUAAUUUUAUCUAUUCGCCAAAAAAAAAAAAGAGAAAAAGAACAAAUUUUUUGGUCAUAUAUGAUAAAAAACAGAGUGUAAAGUUGUUCCAGUCACAGAUUUAUUGUUAGAAACGAGUUGUAGGCAAAAAUGCAUUUUUGGAUUGCAUUAACUCUUGUGUUUGGCUUCUGUAACAUUAAUCAAAUAAGAGGUAGGUUUUCUAAUGUUCAUAGUAUUUCAACUAAUCCCCUGGAAAAGUAACCAGACUGUAUGUAUUUCGUCACACAAUGACACCUGAGAUAAAUAUGAAAAUCACGUUUUUGCAGGACAAUGUCCGGAUAUAAAUAUUACUCCGAACACUCUGCUCUUCUGUAGCAAUACAACCAAUGAAGGGAGUGAUUGCGAGGUAGAAUGUCAAGAAGGUUACAGGAUGAUGCCACUCAGUAGUGAUCCUCUUCAAGGGUUCGUCAGCUGCCUGGAAACUGGAGAAUGGGACAAGAAUUUUCCAUUCUGCAUGCCUGAUUGUCCCCCUAACGCUAAAGCUGAUGUCGUAUUUCUGAUUGAUUCUUCAACUUCAAUGACGGGAACAUCAUUGGUCACGUUGAGAACGUUUCUCCGUGAAAUGAUCGGUCAAUGGACGAUUUCAAGCCAAUUCGUCAAUGUUGCGAUUGUACCAUAUCAUACUGAGAUAGCAUUUGAUGACGUUAUCUUUCUUCCUCAAUUUGCAAACAACAAAGACGGACUGCUCGCAUCAUUGGAAGUGAUAACAAACAAUAGACCAGGAUCCUUGACUGGAAACGCAUUAGAAUAUGCGCGUUCCGUUGUGUUGUCUGCUGAAAACGGAAAUCGACCAGAUGCGCCCGAUAUUGUUAUUGUUAUGACCGACGGACGAGGACAAGACUCAAUUGAUGUGCCAUUACAGAGGCUCUGGGCAGUUGGGGCAACCACAUACGCUGUUGGCUGUAAUCCAAGACAAAGAUUAUCAAUGUUGACUCCUCAACUGAUGAAAAUAGCUCAGAAUAAUUCAGAAAGAAUGCAUUUGACAGAUCGAUCUUCAAUGGGAAAUAUUGAUGUGAUGAUGCAUGAUAUGAAAAAUGUGUAUUGCCCUCCGGACGAUUUUUGCACGCCACCAAGAAGAAGUUUGAAAAAUGGAGUUGUAAGAUGCACUGAUGAAAAUCGGGUGUCAUCCGUCUGUACAUUUGAAUGUGACGCUGGGUACACUGUUUAUCCUAGAAACGUUGUAACAAACAGAUGUCUACCUUCAAAAAAUUGGAAUCGACGGGCACCUUGUUGUACAAGACCUUGUCCUCCUAAUGCAAAAAUGGAUGCAUUUGUAAUACUUGAUUCAUCCUCAUCAGUUGGUGAUGAUAAUUGGAAAAUAAUGAAGAGAUUUAUUCGCGACAUCCUAGGGUCUUUUACAAUUGCUGAUGACGCUACACAUUUUGCCGUUGUUCGCUACAACCGUUUUGUCGACACUACAACACAGAUUCAGUUGAAUGAUUAUCCAAAUGAUAGAGAUGCAUUACUGUCGGCAUUUGACGCCAUACCAUAUGAUGGUUCUGGCACUAGGACAGGCCAAGCAAUUCAGCACGUUGUAGACAAUAUGGUUCCGGUUGGUAAUCGACCUGAUGUGCAGGAUAUUGCUAUUGUCGUCACAGAUGGAAAAUCACAAGACAAUGUACUGGAACAGUCUAAACAACUAAGAGAUUCGGGAGCAUUUGUGUUUGUCAUCGGCAUUAAUCCACCAAAAGGUAAACUUGAUGAAGGACAACUUCGUGAAAUAGCUGGGAAUCCAGACAAUGUCCUAAUUGCUAAAGGGGGAUUCGAGGCACUGAAUGCAGAAUUCUCUUUGCAGAUCACAGAUAAAGUGUGCGGAAACCCUUGCGAUCGCUGAAAUGAACCAAUUCAUGCUUCAAUUAACCACAGCUUCGACGAAAUACAAGAAAAUAAAUAGCAGAAGAUUUAGGUUUUACUGAUUUUAUAUACAUAAUCAGAAAUAUAUCGAAUCUAACUUUUCAAAUGAGGAUCUGUUAUUGUCGCUCUUCUCUCAUGGUAUCAUUUUAUGUAAUCAUAUGGUGUAUUAAAUAUUACGGUGAUUCUCGUGUUUA